This is a messenger RNA of Talaromyces rugulosus, 2076 nucleotides long. RefSeq lists its product as uncharacterized. Bases 1 to 2076 code for a protein of 691 amino acids. Gene Ontology annotation, biological process: tricarboxylic acid cycle. Lineage: Eukaryota; Fungi; Ascomycota; Eurotiomycetes; Eurotiales; Trichocomaceae. The record is from RefSeq and is a predicted model, not a curated record. The transcript has 10 exons. Gene Ontology annotation, molecular function: succinate-CoA ligase (GDP-forming) activity; succinate-CoA ligase (ADP-forming) activity. Gene Ontology annotation, cellular component: mitochondrion; succinate-CoA ligase complex (ADP-forming).
AUGGCGACUAACUUAUCACCUGCCAGAGUGCGGUCAUUGACUGCCUCUGCUCGGCGAUUGUGCCGAUCUGCUACCUUUUCCACCUCGUCUAAAAAGCUUGGAUACGCGGAUACGCUUCGAAAUCUUAAGAUCGGCGCCCAUACAAGGGUUCUCUACCAAGGUUUUACUGGCCGUCAAGCGACUGCCAAUGCAAAAGAGUCCAUCGACUGGGGAACUAAUAUUGUGGGUGGUGUCAAGCCCGAGGUAGAAGGCGAGCAUCUCGGCUUGCCAAUCUUACCAUCUGUCCGAGAAGCAAAAAAGAAAUUGAAUCCGGAUGCGUCUGCCAUCUAUGUACCAGGAGACCGAACGGCCAAAGCCAUCGAAGAAGCUAUAGAGUCAGAAAUCCCCCUCGUGGUGGCUGUUGCCGAACAUGUUCCUGUCCAUGACAUGCUGCGAAUUCACUCCAUGCUCAAAACACAGUCUAAAACGAGACUGGUGGGAGCCAACUGUCCGGGUAUUGUGUCUGUCGUGGGCAAGUGCCGUAUAGGGUUCCAGCCACUGCCUUGCUUUUCCCCCGGUAGGAUUGGAAUUGUCAACAAGUCAGGCACCCUGAGCUACGAAGCGUUUGCAUCUACAACUAGAGCUGGGCUAGGUCAAAGUCUAUGCAUUAGCAUGGGAGGAGACGUCUUGGCCGGCACUACGUUUGUAGAUGCGCUGAAGGUCUUUGAGGAGGACCCCGACACAGAUGGGAUUAUUCUGAUUGGAGAGGUCGGAGGAGUGGCAGAGUUGGAUGCUGCUGAAUGGAUUAAGGAUUACCACACGAGGACAUCAAAUCCGAAACCGAUCAUGGCCUUGAUUGGUGGUUUAGAAGCUCCUCAAGGCCGAAUUAUGGGACACGCCGGCGCGUGGGCAGCUCCUGGAGAGCCCAGCGCCAAGUUCAAGUAUCAAGCACUCGAGAAAGCCGGGGUAACUAUGGUGUCGCAUCCCGAGAAGUUUGGAGAUGGCAUGAAGACUCUUUUGGCAAACCGAGGAUUUCAAUCAAAUGCCUCUACCUCUACAUUGUCCCGGUCAGCCGGCCAGCAGAGAGGAUUUCACACUAUGAGACGAUUCAAGAACCCUCCGAUGUCUCAAGCCCCUCAAACACAACAACGACGCUCCCUUUAUAUCAAGCAACACCAGGCAUUUGAUAUUCUCCAGAAAAGGCACGUUAAGACACAAGAAAAGACUGUUUCUUCCGAACAUUUCAACCUAGCAGUGGGCAUCGAUAGGACAUCGCUGUCUCCAUGUAUCACCGUGUCUUCUGCCAGCCCAUCUGAAGAAUCAUUUUUGAGAAUCCCUUUGGACUACCGCGAUAAGCAUCGCAUCAUUUUCGAAAACGCGACCCCGAUGGUAAGCCAAAUUAUUUCCUUCUUGGGAUUGCCAUUGGAAGAUCAUGAACCAUUGCAAAAAUAUAUUCGCAAACUCUGGCCCAUUUUCAUGGAAAAGGAAGCUUUUCUUAUGAGCACGAGGGCCUCUAUCACUGAUAACGUGGUGGUUGUGCACGAGGCAAGGUUUGGUUUUGACGAUGCCGCUUUCCGCAGCGCGGGCCGACAGAAAGAAGUGCAUGCUUUACGCGAUACCCGUGAUGAGGUUCCAGAGGAAGUAAAAGCAGAGAGACAGGGGGCUAUCUAUGUCAAGCUCGACGGAGAGGGAAGCAUCGGGACUUUGGUCAACGGCGCCGGGCUUGCGAUGAACACGGUCGACUCUCUUAUACUGAAAGGCGGCCAUCCGGCCAACUUCCUUGAUACCGGCGGCAAAGCAACUUCAGAUACUAUUGAAGGAUCGUUUCGUAUCCUGUGCUCCGAUCCACGCAUCAAGACCAUCUUUGUGAAUAUAUUUGGCGGAUUGACCAAGUGUGACAUGAUUGCGCAGGGAAUCAUCAACGCAUUUAAGAACUUGAACAUGACGGUUCCGGUGGUUGUGCGACUACGCGGGACCAACGAAGAGAAGGGGCAAAAAAUGAUUGCUCAGAGUGGGCUGUCACUGCAUUCCUUUGACAGUUUCGACGAAGCAGCAGAAAAGGUCAUUAGUCUUGCAAAAGAGGCCCCGAAAGUAUAG